Suillus clintonianus is the source of this 1614-nucleotide messenger RNA. RefSeq names its product histidine phosphatase superfamily. Gene Ontology annotation, molecular function: acid phosphatase activity. The coding region runs from base 1 to 1614 and encodes 537 amino acids. Lineage: Eukaryota; Fungi; Basidiomycota; Agaricomycetes; Boletales; Suillaceae. The transcript has 10 exons. The record is from RefSeq and is a predicted model, not a curated record.
AUGCUUGCCGCCGUUCUGUUGCUCGCUCUGCCCUUCUGCAGCGCAGAGUCAGCAUCCAGUUAUGCAGGAUCAACAGUCGCUGAUGUUUAUCCUCCCCCCGGUGCCACCAACGUUGCUGUUGACGCUUACUUCCCAGAUGGAUCUCAAGUCGGUUAUGCGGGUCCAACUCCUACUGGUGCUGAACCUGAGGCCAUUGCCACUGCCAUCCCGUUUUCUAAGGUCGAGAACGUGUUUCCCUUGUCGAGGCCCAAUUCGGCAGACGGCGAAGACAUCACUUUCGACGUGAUGCGUCACUGGGGAAACUUGUCGCCCAUGUACUCCGUGGACUCGUUUGGUCUUCCUGAUGCAUCCCCCGUCAUCCCAGAAGGAUGUGGCCUCAACGCAGUACAUCUCUUGAUGCGCCAUGGCGCUCGCUAUCCAACCGCUGACUCCGGACCUUCUCACUUCGCCGCUAAAAUAAAUUCUGCUGCAUCGAAACCGGGCUUCAAUGCCACAGGCAAUUUGCAAUUCCUGGCAACCUGGACAUACAAGUUGGGCGCAGAGAUCUUGACCCCUUUCGGCCGUGAACAGCUCUUUCACAACGGUGUUGCCUUCCGCUACAGAUAUGGCGAGUUACUCAAUGCCUUCACGGACCUCCCAGUAUUUCGUACUACUUCUCAAGAUCGUAUGUUGGAAUCUGCCCUGAACUUUGCUGCGGGCUUUUUUGACGUUACAAGUUACGAAACCGACUAUCACCAGGAGAUCAUCGUCGAGGCGGACAACUUCAACAACACCCUUGCUCCUUAUUAUGUGUGCCCCAACUCCAACACGGCUGAUGUUGGUAACUUCGGUAGCACUCAGGCUAGUAAAUGGGCGCAUGUCUAUCUCCAAGAUGCUCAAGCGCGCUUGCAACCAAUGAUCCAAGGAUUUAAUCUGAGCAUAUCACGCUUGGUUGAUAUGCAGUCAUUGUGCGCCUACGAGACCGUGGCCCUCGGUUAUUCCAAGUUUUGUGACCUCUUCACUGAGGAAGAAUGGGAAGGAUAUGAGUAUUACAUCGAUCUUGGAUUCUGGUACAGCAGUGGACCAGGUAAUCCAACAGCAGCAGCGCAGGGCCUUGGCUAUGUUCAAGAACUAGUGGCACGCCUCACUCAAACUCCCAUCUCUGUGUGGAACAGCAGUACUAACAGCACUCUUGACUCCAACACCAUCACAUUCCCUCUCAACCAACCUAUAUAUGUGGACGCCACCCACGACACAGUCAUUUCCAAUAUCAUCACUGCCCUGAACUUUACCAGUCUAGCCGCAACUGGUCCUUUGCCAACCGACCAUAUCCCCCCUAAGCGUUCUUACAUUGCUAGCCAGAUUGCACCUUUUGCCAGCCAGCUUGUAGCACAGGUACUGAGCUGCCCAGCCUCGGAGGAGCCCACUCAUAUCCGGUUCACCCUGAACGAUGGCGUGGUGCCACUGACGGGGAUUCAGGGCUGCACGGAAGAUUCAAAUGGUCUUUGCGCACUGCCCAGUUUCAUCAGCGGAAUGCAAGAACGAAUUGGGCAGAUUAACUUUGUGCAUGAUUGCUUUGCCAAUUAUACCAUGCCAAAUCCCGACGAGAUCAUCGAUGGAAGAUACCCUAGUUAA